Messenger RNA from Dermacentor silvarum, 1356 nucleotides. Its product is annotated as galactosylgalactosylxylosylprotein 3-beta-glucuronosyltransferase S. The transcript is spliced from 5 exons. Gene Ontology annotation, molecular function: galactosylgalactosylxylosylprotein 3-beta-glucuronosyltransferase activity. Lineage: Eukaryota; Metazoa; Arthropoda; Arachnida; Ixodida; Ixodidae. The coding region runs from base 136 to 1356 and encodes 406 amino acids. Gene Ontology annotation, cellular component: Golgi membrane. The record is from RefSeq and is a predicted model, not a curated record. Gene Ontology annotation, biological process: chondroitin sulfate proteoglycan biosynthetic process; carbohydrate metabolic process.
AGCCGGGUCAUCAAAUCAAUGCUCUGUGCUUAAACUGACCACAGAAAACUGAUAAAAAUAGGUACAUAUUCAGGCGAUAAUAAAAUCACGCCGAACUGCAUUGCAUGACGUCUUAUUCUUUCCAUCGUGACUCCAAUGGGACUUUCGUGUGCAGUGCCUUUGGUAGCCUUGCCAUCGUCGUCGUCCGAGACGGGAGUCUUCGAAGCCGUCGGCGCGCGCUCCUGCGCCAGGGGUCCCACGGUGUACGUGGUGACACCGACAUAUCGGCGGGCCACCCAGGCCCCCGACAUGGUCAGGCUUUCACAGGCGCUCAUGCUGGCAGAGGUUCGCAUCUUCUGGGUCGUCGUCGAGGACGCCGAACGGACAUCCACGUUGAGCGCGGUUGACCAGGGAAGUGCGGAAGUAGUGCUGGAGAAAGCUGCUGAUGCCCCGGCCGUCGAAGACGGCCUCGACGGUCUCGUAUACCCGGCGGCUGAACGCAUUGUGCACGUCCACCAGGAGGAGGCGAUCUGCAUCUCGACCACGAAGACGCUCAUCCAUGGUGUAGACGACGUGGAAAAUAUAAUGCGCCGGUCAGGGCUACCAGGCGUUCAGCUGGCCAGUCGGACUCCCGCGGAAUUUCGCGAAAGGCGAUACGGCAGGGGCGUCGCCCCUCGUUUGAAGGCGAUAGCGUGGCUGCGAGCCAACGCCGUAUUGCCCUCUGUUUUGUACUUUGCCGACGACGACAACACGUACGACCACCGCCUCUUCACCCAGAUUGCCCAGGUUCAGCGGGUUGGCGUGCUACCUGUGGGACUCGUAGACAAUCAAAACUUCAGUUCCCCCGUGGUGUCGCCCGAUGGGCGCGUAGUGAGCUUUCACGACCCGUACACGAAAAACCGUACCUUCUCCGUGGACAUGGCCGGGUUCGCCGUCAACAUGCGGCUCGUUCUGUCCAGCGCUAACCCCAGCAUGCCCUACGCUAUGGGCCAUCUGGAGACUGAGUUCCUUGAGAGCCUUGGCGUCACUAUCAACGACAUGGAGCCGCUGGCAAGCAACUGCACCGAGUCGACGCCCAAGCAACAGCAGCAGGGUGCACCCAUAAUAGCGGCACCCAAAGAUAAGGGGUCCCAGCAAAACCAACCGAAGACCAAGGAAGCCUCACCCAAGAGGACCAACACCAAAGAACAAGAGGUAAGCUGGGCAGCAGCAGCCUCCCCCUCGUACAAAAAACCACAGACGCCACCGCCCACGAAAUUUGAACAGGAACUCGCGAGCAUGCGCGCACAGAUACAAACAGUCACACAAGAAAACAGACAACUCAAACAACAAGUGAUACAGCUCACACAACAACCACAAGAGAUGGCACCCCACUAG